AAAUUGAUGUAUACUUUUUGUUGAAGUUGAUAUUUUCCGUUCGAAUGAGAGUAUGGAGGUUGAGGGUUUCCUUUAUAUAGUACGUGGGAUGGGAAUUUCAAUUACAAUUGCACCCACGUCCAAUAAAAUAUUUUACACUUUUAAUUCGAAGCAAACUCCAUGACUCCCACUUUGCCACUCCCGUAUCUGUAGAGCUUCUGUGUCCAUUGUUUUCCUUCUCUCCAUCCAGAAUUAUAGAAUGGCUGAUACUUUCUCCGAUCUACACACAGAAUCUGGUCUGAAGGCCCUAGAUCAGUUCCUCUCAAGCAAAUCUUACAUAUCUGGAAGUCAUCUGAUGAAGGACGAUUUUAAGGUAUACGCUGCCGUGUUGGGGAAGCCGUUGAAUGAUCUUUACCCCAAUGCCAGCAAGUGGUAUGAAGCUGUUUCUGCAAAGCUUGCACCCAUCUUUCCAGGGAAAGCUGUGGGAGUAAGAAUUCGAGGCCAAGCGACACUCGCAGAAGCUGUUGCUCCUGCUGCGGAUGCUAAGACUUCUACUGCUGACGAUGAUGAUCUUGACCUCUUUGGUGAUGAGACGGAGGAGGACAAGAAAGCCGCAGAACAGAGGGAGGCUACAAAUGCAUCCACUAAGAAGAAAGAAAGUGAAAAGUCAUCCAUCUUUGUGGACAUUAAGCCCUGGGAUGACGUGACUAACAUGAAGAAGUUGACAUUUUUAGGCUUAGACUAUAUGAAACGACGCUACUCCACAUCGUUUCACUCUAACUUACAAGUUCGCACAUUAGUGCCAUUUCUAAUCUUGAGAGGCGUCCCUAACAGACGAGCAAUGCUGAACAAUGCCUCCCGAUUAAAGAACUGGAUCGACAACUCCGGCAAACGAACCCACACCAAAACAAUCGACGACUCUUUCCUUGGAUUAAAUGUUGGUAUCCAUUUAAAGACACGCAUGGGGAACCCUUCCACAAACAAAAUUGACUUGAUCCAAAGCUUUGUGUAA
Sesamum indicum (sesame) is the source of this 991-nucleotide messenger RNA. Lineage: Eukaryota; Viridiplantae; Streptophyta; Magnoliopsida; Lamiales; Pedaliaceae. The record is from RefSeq and is a predicted model, not a curated record.